Rotaria sp. Silwood1 is the source of this 1233-nucleotide messenger RNA. The record is from the annotation of a GenBank genome assembly. NCBI's taxonomy places the organism in Eukaryota, Metazoa, Rotifera, Eurotatoria, Philodinida, Philodinidae.
AUGAAGAAAACAUUUGAUAAUGAUGGAAAUAAAUCCGAGAAACAUUUAACACAGAACUUUAGUUCUCCUACAUUUGAUCAUUCAAUUGAUUUUGAUUAUAAACGUGAUAUAAAAUGUCUAUCGAAAAUAUUACAAAAAUGUGAUAUAACUCAUCCAUUAGAUUUAGGUUUUAUUCUUCGUUUUUUAUCAUCAUAUAAUUGGGAACAACGUAUGAUACUUGUUUAUGGUCUUGAAUAUGAAUAUGAUUAUAAAAUUAUUAAUAUGAUACUUGAACAAUCUGAAUCUUUUGUACGAUCAUGUACAUUAUCUAUGAUAAUUGGACCUAUUGAAUUAUAUGUACGUGAUUUUCAUGAUUUACUUAUAUUACAACAAAUUGAUAAAAAUAAUUGUAAUAUAUUUAGAAAAUUAUUAGAAAUUUUAUUAGCAUUAAAUAAUCAUGAUACACAAAAAUUUAAAGAAACUUAUGAAAAAUUAUUUAAAAAUUCUGUUCAAAAAGAUAUUGAACUUAUUCAAGAACAAAAUAAUAUUGUAUCAAAAUUACUUAUUCAAUUACUUGAAGGAAAACGUUGUGAAGGACCUGUAAAUUCAGUAUCAGUUGCAAAAAUAAUUGCACAACAAUUAUAUGAAGUUCGUCAAGGUACAUCUGAUAUUGAUCGUGAUACAUAUGUACAACUAUUUACACGUGAUACUUUUUCACAAUUAGCAGCUAUAUUUGAUAUAUAUGAAGAUAAAUAUGGACAAUCAAUACAAGAAGCUAUUGAACAUCAACUUCAAAAUCAAAUUGAAAUCAACUGUUUUCAAGACAUGGUUGAAUAUACACGAUCACCAUGUGUUUAUUAUUCUAAAAUACUUCGACAAGCAUUAGAUGAAACACCAAUAGAUUAUAGAACAUUAAUAAGAAUUAUAAUUGGUCAUGAAAAUAAAGAUUUAUGUGAAAUUAAAUUAGAAUAUUCAAAAAUUUAUGAUGAAACACUUGAUAAAACAAUAGAACAUCGUAUUGAUAUUGCAGAAAUAAAACAUACAUUUGUUAUGAUAAUUACAAAUGGAAAAAUUUUAAAAUCGCCUCGUUGUGGACGUUCUUUUUUUGAUCGUAAAAAUAAUAGUAAUCUAAGUAGUUUAAGAAUAAGUCCAAUAACAACGGGUGGUAUAGAAUUAACAAAACAUCGUUCACAAGAAGCAUUUGAUAAACUUGCGCAUAUAUUUAAAAUAAAACAUCCACAUCAUAAUUCUUAA